AUGGCAGAGGACACGAGCCACGCUGGAGGUAUUGGAACCACAGAGGAGGCAGCCCCUGACCAACAUGCAGGGAGGAGGAACUACUGGCCACCAGGCAGUGAGCAAGGAAUCCCCCAGUGUCCACAUCCCCAUCCCAGCAAGCUCCAAAGUCAGGGAGGCAGGCUGCUUUCUAGCCUGCUUGCCCUCAACAUUCUCUUCCUCGGUGGUGUCCUGGUCUGUGGAGGGGUUUUCAGUGAGGUGCCAGUGCACCAGGAGCAGGUUCUGGUCAUGCUCACCAUAAUGAUGGUCCUCGCUGGGGUCUGGAUGGGGUUCUAUAUGUUGUUCACAGCUCGGCAGAAGCAAGCCCUUCCCUACAAGGACUCCCAUGCAGCUCCAGUGUGGCUGAGAGCUGGACUACUGGUCCUUGGGGCCUGCACUCUCCUGCUCGACAUCUUCAGACUUGUCCGUGCUGCCGGAUCUGCUGGCUGUGAGCAUCCAAUUAAAAUCCUCUUCCCCUGUGCCGAGAUCAUGUUUGUGUUCACACAGUCGUACUUCCUCUGCGUCCAUUCCAAAGACUGUGCUCAGGUACAACAGGGCGCCACCAGGUGCGGGCUGACCAUGACCUUGGUCACUAACCUGAUGCUGUGGAUGUCUGCUGUAGCAGAAGAGUCUCUCCAUCACACCGGGGGACAAGGUGCAGACCAAAGUCAAGUGCUCACAGCUGCCGCAGCCGGUGACUGUCUGUGCUCCACCCAGCUCUGCCGCAUCGUCCAGACCGGCUCCUCCUACUUGUACCCCUUCAGCAUCGAGUACAGUCUGUUUGCCUGCAUGCUGUGUGGUGAGAUGUGGAGGAACGUGGGCCAGGUCACAGACCGUCAGCAGCACGCCAACGUGAAGCUGCGUCUGGGUGGGACGGCCCCAGGGCUGGUGCUCGGAGCGGCCCUGCUGCUGGCAGGUCUGGCCGUCUUUGUCAUCUACGAGGUGGAAGUGUCGGACAGAGCAACGAGGACCCGUGGCCUGCUCACCUAUUACACCUUUAACUGUGCCACCCUCUCUCUGAUGUGCAUCAGCUGCCUAGUUGGCUGUCUCGCCCACAGGCUGGGUGGAAGCAGUGGGAACCAUUCCACAGGUCCUGCCAGAAGUCUGGACGAGGGGCUGUUGGUGGCUGCGGCCCUGGGGCAGUAUCUCAUUUCCUACUUCAGUGCUGUGGCUCUAGUGUGGAGCCAGUGCAGUGAGCCGGUGAAUGUCCUCAACCUCCUCUCCUCCCUGCUCACCAUCGUUCAGCUUACGCUGCAGAACAUCUUCAUCCUCGGAAGCCUGCGGAGGCUGCCGGUCCUGGAGGGGAGUCGGCCGGGCGUUGGGAAUCCCCUUUCCGAUCCUCCGACACCUGCCAGUCCGGUGUACACCGUUUCAGGUGCCAGCAGAUCUUUUCCAGAGGCUGUGACGGAACGUUCCUUCCAGAGGAGUUCUCCCCACUCUCACAGGGACUCGGCUGGCAGUGUCAGUGUACCGGAGAGUGUGGCCAGCAGCCGGGAGAGCAGACAGUGUCCCCAGCCUGCCUCACCCCACACCCUCGAGCGCCAGCCCAGGAUUCUGAGGGUGAUCUCCUCCUUCUUACUCCUGUGCAAUGUCCUUCUUUGGGCCAUGUCUGCUUUUGGUGCUCGACCACAGUUUGCCAAUGGCAUUGAGGAGAAGUUCUACGGCUUCCAGAUGUGGGCUGCCAUCGUCAACUCCGGCCUCCCGGUGGGAAUAUUUUACAGGAUGCACUCAGCCGCCAGCCUCUUGGAGAUUUCCCUCACAUCCUGAAGUUCAA
Messenger RNA from Pristis pectinata (smalltooth sawfish), 1792 nucleotides. RefSeq names its product proton channel OTOP2-like. Gene Ontology annotation, biological process: proton transmembrane transport. Lineage: Eukaryota; Metazoa; Chordata; Chondrichthyes; Rhinopristiformes; Pristidae. Gene Ontology annotation, cellular component: membrane. The record is from RefSeq and is a predicted model, not a curated record. Gene Ontology annotation, molecular function: proton channel activity. The transcript has 6 exons. The coding region runs from base 1 to 1785 and encodes 594 amino acids.